Molecule: messenger RNA, 1029 nt
Organism: Symbiodinium natans
Lineage: Eukaryota; Dinophyceae; Suessiales; Symbiodiniaceae
Source: the annotation of a GenBank genome assembly
AUGGCUGCCAGCGUCUUGAAGUUGCCACUUCCCGCAGAAGGUUCUGAGAAGAUUGUGGUCAAGAAGACCUUCCUGGAAGUCGAGGAGGAUCUGACCCCACAAGGGCUGCCAGCGAGCUACAACUCCGAUUCCGUGGUUUGGGCACGCUUCACGCGACAGAUCAGCAGCUGCUCCGACAACUGUGAGGAUGGCCAGGCCCAACUGGGAGACGAGCCUGUGCAAGAAGAGGAGGAGCAGGACAGCAAGGAUGAAGCGGAGGGCUUCGACAAGACCUUGCCGAAGCUGCUCGGGAAUGUCUCCAUGAUGACUGUGUCCACUGAUGACAAGGACUCCUGUUCCUCCGCUUCCGAUGGCAGCCCUCCAAGUGCCACCGGGACCAGGCCCGACCUGGGUCCAGCACCCUCGGAGGAGGCUGUGGAUGAGGCGACUGCCAAGGCCAUGCACGCUGCAGCCGCUGCCCUGGAUGCUGCAGGAAUCUCCAGGCAAUCUCUGGACCAUCUGUUGAACCACCUGUCAACCUCCGUCCCGGCACCGCAGCCCGUGAAGCUGCUACCGGCCCUGCCUGCACCGGGGCCUCGCGCACCGCGCACGACGGUGAUGCUCCGGAAUUUACCCAACAACUAUACCCGGAACAUGGUGUGCACGAUGCUGGACAAGGAGGGCUUCAAAGGUUCGUACGACUUCAUGUACCUGCCCAUUGACUUCCGCUCAAAAGCAAACCUGGGCUAUGCCUUUAUCAAUCUGGUGGAUGAGCCCAAGGUUCAGCUGCUUUGGCAGAUCUUCGAUGGCUACACCAAAUGGGUUUUGCCCAGCGCGAAGGUCUGUUCAGUCAGCUGGAGCGGACCGCAUCAAGGACAGCAGGCGCACAUUGACCGCUACAGGGACAGCCCCAUCAUGCACGGCAGCGUUCCAGACGAGUUCAAGCCGGCAAUUUUCGCUCAAGGCCGAUGCCGCAGUUUCAGUUUUGUUGCCUGCCAGUUGCCGAUUCCGCUAUUGAAGGAGCCACCGCGUGCAAUUCAAAAAAACUGA